AUGGCAGGCAGUGCGACUGAGCGGUUUCGGCCAGCGCCGCUCAACACGUCAGCGACUCGUGGACUGGGUGGAACGAGUGGUUAUGGCGGAUACUAUCAGGAUUCGGCGUCAGCCUUCCCCGGAACGGGCCUCUCCCAGGCCGCUAUGCCAUACCAAUCAGCGGAUUACAGUCAUGAUACGCGACAGCAGCAGACGUUCGGAGCUUAUAACCCCAAUAUGAUGUAUCCAGUCAGCCAGACGGGCGCCCAGAAUCCCUACGACACGUCCCAGCAAUUCCAAGGUCGCCAGGGCGGAGCCAUGUCGAUGAUGCCCAGCGAAGUGCCCCAGUACUUCCAGUCCGAUACUGGUUCGGGAGCCACAGCGUCCGCUCUACCAGCUGCCCAGUCCUCUAGUGCGUACCAGCAACAACAGCAAAUGCCAACUUUCUCGGGUGCAGUGCCUUCCGUUGGAGCGGGAUUAGGGAGCUCCCAGGCUACGACAGCAGGUGUAGGCGUUGAGGAAUCCGACUAUGCAACAGCAGGACCAGGAAUGGAAGAGCGGUGGGCCGACUACCAAACCCGACUGGCAACCGUAUUUCAGGAUAUUCGGAGUGGAUCCUUGAAAAGGGCAAGUGAGACACUUUUGGGAGUCUCUAAUUGGCUGUUGACACAAGUUGUGGAUUUGGGCCUCAAUGUCGACGACCGAACCCUCCAUGCAGAUCGGCUCAAACUAUGGAACAACUUCAACCAUGCAUGGCUGGGGCUGUUCCAGAAGCAGAAAGACAUGACGGAGUCGGAACAAAAACCUCGGGGAGCCGACAGCCUACUAUCCAAGGACGAUUUGGAAAAGAUGGGAAAAGAACUCGUCAGGCUUUGCGACGGCAUUGAGAGGCAUGGGCUCGUGGACUACCAGUAUGGGGUUUGGGAGGAGCAAAUCAUUACGGUGCUCACCGAAUGCCUCGAUCUUUGCGAAUCUGGAGAUGAGGCUGGUCCGAGCGGCGGGUCAUAA
Molecule: messenger RNA, 987 nt
Organism: Scedosporium apiospermum
Lineage: Eukaryota; Fungi; Ascomycota; Sordariomycetes; Microascales; Microascaceae
Exons: 3
Coding region: 1-987 (328 amino acids)
Source: RefSeq, a predicted model, not a curated record